Messenger RNA from Dibothriocephalus latus, 1080 nucleotides. Lineage: Eukaryota; Metazoa; Platyhelminthes; Cestoda; Diphyllobothriidea; Diphyllobothriidae. The record is from the annotation of a GenBank genome assembly.
AUGUCAGGGCGAUUUGCUGAAUACCUUUCCGAAGCCAAACAGAAAGAACUCCGGGAUAUCGCCAAUGCGAUCGUUGCCCCUGGCAAAGGCAUCUUGGCUGCUGAUGAGAGUGUUUCAACCAUUGGAAAACGUUUCAAAAGCAUUAACUUGGAAAAUACAGAAGAAAACCGGCGGCUUUACAGACAGCUCCUUUUUAGUACCGACCCCUGCCUAGCCAAGCAUAUUUCCGGAGUUAUCCUCUUCCACGACACUGUCUACCAAAAAACAGACGAUGGAACUCCCCUCAUUAAACUGCUUCAAGAUCGUGGUAUUAUCCCCGGAAUCAAAGUCGAUAAAGGUGUUGUGCCUCUAGCUGGCACCUGGGAUGAGGGAACAACUCAGGGUCUGGAUGGCCUGAGUGAGAGGUGCGCUCAGUACAAGAAGGAUGGCUGUCACUUUGCCAAAUGGCGAUGUGUAUUGAAGAUUACUGACAGGACCCCAUCAUAUCAGGCCAUGAUGGAGAACGCCAACGUUUUGGCGAGGUAUGCUAACGGAAUCGUUCCUAUUGUGGAACCGGAGGUCUUGCCCGAUGGAACUCACGACCUAUACGUUGCUCAGCGUGUCACGGAAGAGGUUCUGGCUUGGCAGUACAAGGCAUUAGCGGAUCAUCACGUGUACCUUGAGGGCACGCUUCUAAAGCCGAACAUGAUCACCGCCGGCCAUUCAUGCAGCCAAAAGUUCUCUAAGGAGCAGAAUGCUCUCGCGACAGUCCAAUGUCUUCAAAGACGUGUACCGGCUGCUGUACCGGGUAUCGUCUUUUUGUCCGGAGGUAUGUCGGAAGCAGACGCAACCUACAACCUGAAUGCUAUCAAUGCUUUGCCGGGCAAGAAGCCCUGGGCACUAACCUUCAGCUUCGGAAGAGCUCUCCAGGCCUCUGUUAUCAAGAUCUGGCAGGGCAAGAAAGAAAAUACUCAGGCUGCCCAGAACGAGCUUUUGAAAUUGGCUAAUGCCAACGGUCUGGCAGCACUGGGAAAAUUCGAGGGAACAUUAGAGACGGCCGCUGGAGGACAGUCUCUGUUCGUCGCCAAUCAUGCAUACUGA